ACAAGUUUGCUGAGGUUCAUGUUGGCUCACAUAGGUUGCUCACAAAACAGCUCUCCGGGCCCAAGAGGAUUUCUCCAUCAGCAGCCAGCAGCAAAGCCCCUUUCCAGCAUCUGGGUGUGCAUGACAGCCCGGUGCUGGAAUGUGCUCCUCCGCAGCCCAGCUUUUAACUUGAAGCUCUGGCAGGGCACUGGGUAGCUCUGGCUCAAUGACACAGAGCUGCUGAAAGUCAGUCACUUCGUUUGGGAACAAGGGGAAGCCCGGCACAUUGUUCUGCUGCCUUUGCCUCCAGCUCCCUCACGAUAUAAGCACAGAAUAUAUAUAGCCGUGAUAGCAGCUAGAGAAACAUGGACUUCCAGCAUAGAGGUCACCCCUACGCGAUACCAGAGGAUGAAGAGAUCGCUCACAGGGUCUCUCACAAUGCCUACAACUCGGCGGGAAAUGAAGGCGAGAAACCAGUGUCGAAACUGCAGCGUAGGCACAGUGACAUUAAACUCUACAAAGAGUUUUGUGACUUCUACGCAAAAUUCAACAUGGCAAACGCACUCGCAAAUGCCAUCUGUGAGCGCUGCAGAGGGGGCUUUGCACCAGCAGAGAAAAUUGUCAACAGCAAUGGUGAGCUGUACCACGAGCAGUGCUUCGUGUGUGCCCAGUGCUUCCAGCAGUUUCCUGAAGGGCUCUUCUAUGAGUUUGAAGGGAGGAAGUACUGCGAACAUGAUUUUCAAAUGCUUUUUGCCCCUUGCUGCCAUCAGUGUGGUAAGUUUUACAUUCAGGUGAAAUAUUUCACACUGAUCACAAAUGGGAAGUCAACAUAUGUUGCUGGGGGAAGAUGUGCAGCCCUGUUGUAUCUCCUCUGGGAGAUGGCCCCACACAGCAGAGGAACUUUCAGAAUGAACUUCAGUGAACGUAGAGAGUUGCUUUUCCUAAAGGUCAUCAAACAGUAGGUUUAAAAAAAAAAAAAGGUUGCAUUAUUUGCAUGAGUAGUUUAACUGUUCAUCCAGUGAGUCAAUGAGCAGCCCAUUCAUGAGCUCCUGAUUUUCUGCAUCCACAUGCAUGUACUCACGUGUUCCUUCUCAUGCAGCUGAAACCCUCUCGCAACUCUUAAUUUGUUUUGACCACUGUAACCUAUCCAUGCUGUCCUCCUCUGUAGAAGCAGAGGCAGUCUUUAUCAUCUAGUGAUAUCACCAGCUUUCUAUUUUUGACACAAAUUCCUUUAAGUCUUCAGCAUCUGUUGUCUACCCUGUGUAACACUGAGAGCUGCGUUUUAUUUGCUGCUAUUGAGUAAAUGCUUGCAUGUCUGCUACACUGUAAUCAAAUGCAAGUUUUCUUUUACACCACAUUUGCUGUGUGUGAGACAUUUUGCUUGGUCAGGGUUGAGAAGUCAUUGCUGUACCCUUGCUUGAUCAGGUAUGGAAGCUCUUAUUUUUCUGAGGCACCUGGGGAAGCUGCUACAACUUUCACUUAUCUUAGGAAGUCCUUUCCCUUGUGCAGAGGGUGUGGUUGGAUGCUGGAAGGAUGGGAAGCAGAUGUUCUGGACCUUCGGAUUUACAGCUGCAGAUUUGAACAAGCAGGGGAAGAGGAAGAGCUCAGUGGUGAUAUCUGAGUGAACUUGAAGUGUGUGACAAACCAGAAGGAACUGCUUUGUUCCUUCUAUAGUCCAGUCACUUCCCAAGCGUGAGGGACCUUUGUGUUCCUCCAGUUACUCUGCAGUCUCCCUUCUUUGUUCUCUUCCUGCUCUUGUGUGCCACAGCUUCCCCUUUCCCUUUACUGCUCUUGGCCUGGAAAGGACUUUUGUGAAUCCUCCUUUCUAACCCCUUGAAACACAAAGCACAGCUCUUCCUGCAU
Messenger RNA from Lagopus leucura (white-tailed ptarmigan), 1842 nucleotides. Its product is annotated as LIM and senescent cell antigen-like-containing domain protein 3. The record is from RefSeq and is a predicted model, not a curated record. The transcript is spliced from 3 exons. Lineage: Eukaryota; Metazoa; Chordata; Aves; Galliformes; Phasianidae. The coding region runs from base 345 to 941 and encodes 198 amino acids. Gene Ontology annotation, cellular component: cytoplasm; cell-cell junction; focal adhesion. Gene Ontology annotation, biological process: positive regulation of substrate adhesion-dependent cell spreading; cell-cell junction organization; positive regulation of integrin-mediated signaling pathway.